GCGCUGACCCGCUCCGGCAGCUCCACGUCUCUCCCGCCCAGACAGAGGAGCCCAGACAGAGCACACCAGGUGUGGCCUCACCAGGGCUGAGUAGAGGGGCAGGAUCACCUCCCUCGACCUGCUGGCAACGCUCUUCCUGACGCAUCCCGGGAUCCCGACUGGGCCACAGGGGCUCGCCGUGGGAGGGAACCCUCCGCAGCCGUAUCGGCGUUCCCAGGCCGCGCCAUCCAUCGCUCGGCCAGCGGCUGCUCCCCCUGGUUGCCAGGCGGGCCUGAACGCGCCGCCCGCAUCCCCGAUCCCGAUCCCUGUUCCCGAUCCCGAUCCCGGCCCGGCCGGACGCGGCCUCCGGACCCCCCACAUGGAGGGGGACAAGAGAAGGACCAAAGAAGAUACCUGGAAAUCAGAAGAACUUAGGAAACAUCUUAAGGCAUCACAACCAGAUAGUCAAAAUGAAGACCAAAAGCACAGAGAAAAGAAACUGCAGAAAGAUAGGUCUGUUCUCGACACAGACACUCAUAAACAUGAACGAAAAGACAGAGGGAAGAGCAAGGAAAGGACAAGAGAGAGAGAGAGGCUUAAAUCCAGUGAGAGAGACAGGGAUAAAAUGAGGGAAAGGGGAAAAGAACACCAGAGAGGAGACCGAGAGAGAUACGAAGAUAAGCUUCAAGAGUCCCAUUUGGAGAAGGAAAGAUACAGUGUUCACAAACAUAAAGAUAGGGAGAGUGAUAGAGGAGACAAAAAGCAUAAGAGACAUGAGAUAAAGCAAACAGAUACACAAAACAGUCUGAAAUCAUUUGAAGAAGGAGAUAAAAAACAUCACAGAAGAAGAGAAAGCAGGCAUCAUUUGGAGGAGGAAAAAACAAGAAGUGAAGAGCAAGAGAGAAGACAUAAAGAAAAGAAGGAUAGUGAUGCAAGAAGGAAAAUGGACAAAUUUUUAGCCUACAAAGUUGAAGGUGACCGUGUACAUAAGUCAGAGAGGGAUCAAGAGCUGGAUAAAGAGGGAGAAAGAAGACACAGAGAAAAAAAAGAACAUUCUGUUGGGCCAGAAAGAGAAAAGCUUUCAAAAGAGAGAAGUCACAAACGGCAUGGAAAGGAAGAGGAAGAAAAACAUAAAUCGAGGAGGUCUAAAGAGGGAUCUUCCCAUGGAGACAGAGAAGGACAAGCAGCAGAAGAUAAUGAGAGAAUAAAAAGCAGAGACAAUGAAAGAAAGAAACAUGAUCUAAAGGACAGUGAAUACAAAAAGGAGGAGAGGAUUCAAGAGGAAACAAUCCAUCAGCAUUUAAGGACUGUAAAAGAUAAAGGAAAACUCAUUGAAAAAGAGGAAAAGGACACAAGACAAGAGGAAAUGAAAGAUACACACAUCUAUAAUUCAGACACAGGACAUGAUGACUUUGCAGCAAAUUAUGAAGAUGAUUUUGAAGACUAUGAAGAUGAUUUUGAAGAUGACGAAGACAAAAGUGGGGAAGAAAGAUAUGCAGAAGAAAACCUAAGGGAGAUUCCAUUUUCCAGAACAUCAGAAAUUGAAGAAAUUCAAAGAGCAAUUAGUGCAGAAAAUGAUAGAAUUUUUAUUUCACCGCUGAAGAAACUUGAAGAUGAAAAAAAGGAACCAAUCAUGGAAAACCAGUCAGAAACUGUCAGAAACUCUUUUUGUGGAAUAUUCAUGGAUUUUCAAAUGGCAAACCAACGACAAUGUAGCCGAAGGAUGGCCAGUAAGCAGAUAAAACGGAGUUCAGAACUUCUCCCACUAAUUGACCUGGAUUUCUCAGUUAGUUUCUCAUUACUGGAUUUGCCCCCUGUAAAUGAGUACGACAUGUAUAUCAGGAAUUUUGGUAAAAUGAACACUAAGCAGGCGUACGUUCAGUGCAACGAGGACAAUCUUGAUAGAGACAUUCAGACUGAGGAAGUUGAGACACUGGAGAAAUGGACACAGCAUCCAGGAGAAAGUUCUCUUGUAUCUGGAGGUCCCAGAAACAGCCAGGAUAUGUCAGUGAAUGGAGUUUUAACACCUAAAAUUGAUUCACAAAGAUUAGCAAAUUUCCUCCGGUCUGCCUGCCAGGUGAUUGCUGUUUUGCUAGAGGAAGAUCAAGUUGCAACACAACCCAGGAAGCUAAGAUCUCGACAAGCCAGUCUGUCUAUUAGUGAUAGCUGUUUCCAGUUAAAUACUAACCAGCCAUUCCUCCAUGACCGAAAAAUAUCCUGCCUAUAUGUCUCUCAAGUUCAGAGGCAAGCACUACUUUCUGUUCAUGGAUUACCUGAAAAGGCAGGUGUGGACUUACUGAACAGAAAGAGCCUCAUAUGUGUUUGGAACAUCUGGCAGCCCUCCAGUCCUCAGAAAGUUUUAAUAUGUGACUCAGAGGUGUUAUGUUGCUGCUUUAGCCCCAGUAAAACAACAUUAGUUUUUGCUGGAACAAUAGAUGGUUCAUUGUUGGUCUGGGAUCUUCGAGAAGACUCAAGAAUGCACCCUCAUGUGAUGAUGAGUGGAACUGACUGGACAUUUAGAGUUCCAACAUUUUCCACAGAUGGCAUUCUAAGCUCAGUGACCCACACCUCUCCUGUUCUUGCAGUGGAACCCGUCUCAACCUCUCUAGACACCGAUCGCAGUUUUGGGCUCUCAAGCCUCUCCUAUCAGGAGGAAGUGUCAGGCCCUCCAUUUCAGAUAGCUUCAAUGGAUGAAAAUGGAAUCCUCAAUAUGUGGGUAGUUGUUGAAUUGCAAAAAGUGGAUUUAGCUGGUUCACAAACUGAUUUAGGUUUAGUUCCUGGAGGGAAAGUGAAGUUAGUACAUAGCUCUACUAUGGAACUGAAUAACAGCCUUUUCCCAAAGGAUGUUCGCCAGAGAAUGCCACAGACACUGGCUAUUAAAUUUCUGCCUUCUAAUCCCAAUCAUUUCGUUGUUGGGACAAACAUAGGUCUGGUAGGCCACGGUACAAGACACGAUUUAAAAGUUGUUCCAAAGCUAUUCAGGCCCCAGGAGAGCGGACUGAGAUCAAUAAGCAUCACUGCAAUUGAUUUCUUCCCUUUUGGAAAGCCACUGUUUUUGGUUGGCUGUUCUGAUGGAAGCAUUAGAUUACACCAGAUGACAUCAGAGUAUCCUGUCAUGCAGUGGAAUUACAGCACAAAUGGCCAGCCAGUUAUUGCCCUGCAAUGGGCUUUAACAAGACCUGCUGUGUUCUUUGCCCUGGAUGCAUCAUCCAACAUUUACAUUUGGGAUCUUCUGGAAAAUGAUUUGUUUCCUGUGGCAAAGGAGACUGUUCCAUCAGUGAAAGUUGUAGCUAUGGCUCUACUGGGAGAACCAGAAAAAGCAAAUGGAUUGUUGGGCAUCGUGCUGGCCAAGGAAGCUGGCCAGAUAGACAUUCAGUAUGUAAAGAAGAAGUGGGCAUCACCUCAGCCUAAGGAAUCUGACAAACUGCAUUCUAUUUUACUGCAGUCUUUUUAGAAAGAGGCUUGUACAAUUUAUUGCAAAAUUUCUAGAUUAUUUUUGUCUGCAAUUAAAAUAUUUGUAAUUUUGUAUUUGUAUAUUAUUUGUAUAUACUUUAAAGUAUAUCAGUACAAUAUUUCAAUGGAAACAAUAUUUUUUAUCAUAAAAAUGUCAGAAUAAAAUUUACCAUUAUUGUACUCAAAAAUAUGAAAUGUUUUUCAUUAUUGAGAGUACUCUAAAUGUAUAUGUAUCUUUUAAAAAUAGUGAAAAUGUAUUCUUAUAAAUU
This is a messenger RNA of Empidonax traillii (willow flycatcher), 3701 nucleotides long. It is a transcript of the gene DYNC2I1, whose product is annotated as WD repeat domain 60. NCBI's taxonomy places the organism in Eukaryota, Metazoa, Chordata, Aves, Passeriformes, Tyrannidae. The coding region runs from base 359 to 3433 and encodes 1024 amino acids. Gene Ontology annotation, biological process: intraciliary transport. The record is from RefSeq and is a predicted model, not a curated record. Gene Ontology annotation, molecular function: dynein heavy chain binding; dynein light chain binding. The transcript has 24 exons. Gene Ontology annotation, cellular component: cytoplasmic dynein complex.